This is a messenger RNA of Alternaria burnsii, 3174 nucleotides long. RefSeq names its product nucleoside transporter family. The transcript is spliced from 6 exons. Gene Ontology annotation, cellular component: membrane. Lineage: Eukaryota; Fungi; Ascomycota; Dothideomycetes; Pleosporales; Pleosporaceae. Bases 1 to 3174 code for a protein of 1057 amino acids. Gene Ontology annotation, molecular function: transmembrane transporter activity; DNA binding; zinc ion binding. The record is from RefSeq and is a predicted model, not a curated record. Gene Ontology annotation, biological process: DNA-templated transcription; transmembrane transport.
AUGGAGACUGAGAUGAAGAAGCUCGACCUAGUCGGGACCGCGGAUACUGAUGUCGAGAUAGGCACUAUUCACAACGAGCGUAUGCCCCAUUCCCUUCGCAAUCUAAGUCAAGAUGAGAUCUCGGAUCUCAACCGGAAGCUUGUUCGCAAAAUCGACUGCAUCGUCUUGCCAAUCAUUGGCAUCCUCUAUAUACUGAACUACAUCGACCGUCAAAACUUGGCUGCAGCGAAAUUACAAGGUAUCAUGGAGGAUCUUGACAUGACAACUCAACAAUUUGCGACGGCGAUCUCGAUCCUCUUCGUUGGGUAUCUCCCUUUCCAGAUUCCGAGCAACUUGAUCAUUGCAAAGAUCUCGAGGCCUGGACUAUACAUCUGCGUGGCUGUGGUCAUCUGGGGGUCGAUUUCUGCUGCGACGGCAGCUGUGAAGACGUAUGGUCAGUUGUUGGCUGUACGCGCUAUUCUUGGGGCGGCAGAGGCUGUAUUCUUCCCUGGAGCCAUGUACUACUUGUCAGCAUGGUACAACAAGACUGAACUCGGAAAGCGUAUCGCGGCCUUGUAUAUUGCGCAACAAUUCGGUAACGCAUUCGGUGGCCUCUUUGCUGCUGGUGUCUUCGAGCUCGAUGGAAAGCAUGGCAUCCGUGCAUGGCAAUGGCUAUUCAUCAUCGAAGGUUCUGCUACGGUCGGCAUCGGCGGAAUCUGCGCCUUUCUUAUGCCAGAAUUUCCACAUAAUAGCAAAAUACUCUCCCCUAUUCAGCGUGAUCUCGCAGUCUGGCGCAUCGAAUCCGAGUCGGGCGCUGCAGAAGGUACCGAGAAAGAGAGUGUCCUGAAGGGGUUCAAGAUGGCGAUUAGUGACCCAAAGUUGCUGCUCCUCAUUCUAUGCAAUCUCCUCUCACAGGCGCAAGGAUCAAUCGCCAACUACUUCCCGACGCUGGUCGCCUCUCUAGGUUACAAGGGUAACACCAGUCUUCUUCUAACUGCCCCACCAUACAUUCUUGCAGGCAUCGUCUACUAUGGACUUAUGUGGUACUCUGAUCGCAAGAACGCAGCAUAUCGCAUCAUCCUUGCGUGUAUUGCCAUCGCUUGUGUCAUGUAUAUCAUACCCAUGACGACGUUGAAUGUCGGUGCGAGGUACUUCUCCAUGAUGAUCCUCCCCUUCGCCUCCGUCGGACCACAGCUUGUACUGUACAAGACUAUCAAUCUACAUCUUGCACGCCCAACUGCUAAGCGUGCAGCAGCGUCAGCGCUAGUCAAUGCCAUUGGUGGCACCUCCAAUAUUUGGGCCUCCUACCUUUACUACGCUCCACCGCAGUUCUACACGGCCUUCGGUACGCUGAUGGGCUGCGCGUUAGCAUUUGCAGCUACCAUAACCUUCUACCGUUGGCUUGUUCGUCGAGAGAACAAACGCCUUGACUCUUGCGAUCCGGACCAGAUUGCGAAGGUCAUUCGAGGUGGCGUCACGGAGGAGAUGGUACAACUCAAUUGGCGCCAGCUCACGAAGCAGUCGGGAGUACAGCCAGAUGGAGUCUCCCCAGUCUCGGCUCACGAGCAACAAAGCAAUCUUGCGUCAGUUACACCGGAUGAGAUGGGUGACCUUGAUCUUGACACAGCAUGGCGGACUAUUCUUGAUGGUCACAGCCAGCAGCACAACUCUACGACAGAUGAUGAGCUUCUGGGCAUCGCGACAUCGAACAAGAGAGUGGCUUCUGUCUUCCUACCAGAACAGUCAGUGAGCAACAUCGACGUCACCUUGCAGAGGAUUCUAGCGACAGAGACGGACCCACAGCUGGAAGUCACACGUAUGCAAAGUCCUCAAUUUAACACACUUGGUGACAACCUCGGUCUUUCCAGCAUGUGCAGUCCCUGCGGGUGGUACUCAGGUGAGUCGCCCCGACUGCAAGAUGACUGGAAUAUUUCCACAGCGCAAGUUGUCCGAGGUGUCGAGUUGUUCUUCAUUCACCUGUCUUCGUUCCUGCCUUUCAUUCAUCGGCCAACAUUCGAUAGCAACAGAGCUGAUGAAAGUCUACUUUAUGGCAUGCUUGCUCUUGGGUAUCAAUAUGGCGAAGACCCGGACGAUCAAGAGAGAGCUUCAUCCGGCGCUAGCCUGUCCUUAAGAUGCUAUCACCAAUCCCGCGCGUUGCUCAAAUUCAAUAACGACGAAGAGACGCUCGGCAACCCUCAGAGAGUAACGACCGUGCAAGCCUAUCUUCUACUGCAGGUUCUGACUAUGAUGUAUCUCUGCGGAGCAUCGUCAGCAUAUGGCCUGAAGAUACAUUCAAAGAUCGUCACGUUGGCGCGAGCGGGUGGACUUAUGCAACCAUUACCGGCCCAACCGACUGCAGCAGCAGACCUGGAUUCUCUUUGGCACCAAUUCGUCCAAAACGAAACGCAUAAGCGAACGUGUUUUGCCAUACAUCAGAUGGAUGCUUUAUGGUACCAGGCACUUUCCGUCCCCCGAUCAUUAUCGCAUCUUGAAAUUAAACAGGAGUUACCUUGUGCGACAGAUCACUGGAUAGCAGCAAACUCUGGCGAAUGGGCACACAAGCAAUUACUCCUGAGACAGACUGGCCCACCAACACAAUUCUCCGAAGUAGUCAAACAGUUCUUGACUUCCAGUUCGGAUCUACUUACCUUGUCUCCAUUCGAUCCUUAUGCAACUAUCAACAUAAAUCAGUUCCUCAUUUCGAGUGCUCGAGAAGUGUCUGGUUGGUCUACGAUAACAGGUAUUCUGAGCACAGAUAGAGUGGAGCCACUCAGGUCCUCUCUUGUUGCGCUAGAGCCUUUUGCCCGGCCACGCGGAAGCAAUUCAGACCCAUCGCAGGCUUCGCUGAGUGAAACCACCUGGGAGACGGCGAUGAUUGAACUGCAAAUGUGGUCACCUACACACACUAGUGGUAUCAUCGAAGGGAGCGCAGAUGCAGUACUGUACCAGCUUACAGACCAUGCGCCGUCGUGUGAGUUUCUUUGUGAAUCACGCAUCUCAGAUCUACUUCAGCCACAUGUCGAUUGGUUUCUGCGGUACCUGGAUGUGACCACAUCGCCAGAAACCGAAGCACCCUGGGUUCUUCUCUAUGCUUACAAAGCCUUCAUGAUUGCGUGGCAGCUUGUUCGCCGCGGCAGGCGUGCGCGAACCCAGAUUGGCGUACUGAAGGUAGCGUACCAUUCGUGCCCAUCAUGA